Messenger RNA from Ustilago hordei, 747 nucleotides. RefSeq names its product putative TPI1 - triose-phosphate isomerase. Gene Ontology annotation, molecular function: triose-phosphate isomerase activity. The coding region runs from base 1 to 747 and encodes 248 amino acids. Gene Ontology annotation, cellular component: cytosol. Gene Ontology annotation, biological process: glyceraldehyde-3-phosphate biosynthetic process; glycerol catabolic process; glycolytic process. The transcript is spliced from 2 exons. The record is from RefSeq and is a predicted model, not a curated record. NCBI's taxonomy places the organism in Eukaryota, Fungi, Basidiomycota, Ustilaginomycetes, Ustilaginales, Ustilaginaceae.
AUGGCUCGCACUUUCUUCGUCGGUGGUAACUGGAAGAUGAACGGCUCCCUAGAGUCUACCAAACAGCUCACCAAGACUCUUAGGGAGGCUAAGCUUGACUUGAACGUUGAGGUCGUCGUUGCACCCCCCGUCCUCUACCUCCUUGCGGUCCAGGAGCAGCUCAGGGGAUCCUCCGUCUCCGUCGCUGCGCAGAACGCCUACCACAAGGCCAGCGGUGCCUUCACCGGUGAAGUCUCUGUCUCUAUGCUCAAAGAGGCCUCCAUCCCCUGGGUCAUCCUCGGCCACUCGGAACGUCGCACUCUUUUCCAUGAAUCCGACUCCAACGUAGCCGAGAAAACCGCUGCUGCUCUCGCCGAAAACCUCUGCGUCAUCCUUUGCAUCGGUGAAACUCUUGAACAGCGUGAGGCCAACGAAACCGUCAACGUCGUUGUCCGUCAACUCAACGCCGUAGCUGACCAGGUCAAGGACUGGAGCAAGAUCGUUGUCGCUUACGAACCUGUUUGGGCCAUCGGCACCGGUAAGGUCGCUACUUCGCAACAGGCUCAGGAGGUCCACGCUGCUAUUAGGAAGUGGGCGAGCGAGAAAUUGGGUAAGGAUACUGCGGAAAAGUUGAGGAUCAUCUACGGUGGUUCAGUUGCGGCUAAGAACUGCAAGGAGCUGGCUCAGCAGAAUGAUAUCGAUGGAUUCUUGGUUGGCGGUGCUAGCUUGAAGCCCGAGUUCGUGGAUAUUGUUAAUGCUAACAACUGA